GGAGUCCAGUCGUACAUAAACACAGAAUGAAACACACAGGAAAGAUAGUGAUGGAAUUGGAAUUUUGACCCCAAGAAAAAAUGGAACCGGAAGGAAUCAGUAAGAAAGAAGAAGAAGAAGAAGAAGAAAGCGGCGGCGGCGGAGGAGGAGGGCGUGAGAUUGACAAGGUACAUUUGUCGUCGUCGGCGGCGUUGGAGAUAGAGUACUUGAGCUAUGGAGGAGAAGAGCACCUGCCUCUAAUAAUGGGCCUAGUGGACCAAGAACUGAGCGAGCCGUACUCCAUCUUCACCUAUCGGUACUUCGUGUAUCUGUGGCCGCAGCUCUGUUUCAUGGCGUUCCACGGAGGCAGGUGCGUGGGGACAGUGGUGUGCAAGAUGGGGGAGCACCGCAACACCUACAGAGGGUACAUCGCUAUGCUCGUCGUUAUCAAACCCUACAGAGGCAAAGGCAUCGCCACCCAACUAGUUACCAGAUCUAUCCAAGUCAUGAAGGAAUCUGGCUGCGAAGAGGUAACGCUGGAGGCGGAAGUGACAAAUAAAGGAGCGCUGGCGCUGUACGGGCGUCUUGGAUUUAUACGGGCAAAGAGGCUAUUCCGGUACUACUUGAACGGCGUGGAUGCUUUCCGUCUGAAGCUGCUGUUUCCUCGCCCUCUUUACUCUCUUCCUUCCCAAUCCCAGCCUAAUAAUUACAGCAUGGCCAUGGCCAUUGAAGAUUGACGAAGAGCUUCAAGAAGCUUGGUUUCUUGUAUUCAGACCAUUUCUUUUGUUAUGUAAAAGCAUCUGUUUAUCA
Pyrus x bretschneideri (Chinese white pear) is the source of this 789-nucleotide messenger RNA. RefSeq names its product N-alpha-acetyltransferase MAK3-like. Bases 81 to 716 code for a protein of 211 amino acids. The transcript has 3 exons. Gene Ontology annotation, cellular component: NatC complex. Gene Ontology annotation, molecular function: protein-N-terminal amino-acid acetyltransferase activity. NCBI's taxonomy places the organism in Eukaryota, Viridiplantae, Streptophyta, Magnoliopsida, Rosales, Rosaceae. Gene Ontology annotation, biological process: N-terminal peptidyl-methionine acetylation. The record is from RefSeq and is a predicted model, not a curated record.